AUGGCUCCUUCCACAGAUCUUGUCGACUUUUGUGUACGAUUGCCCAAGGUUGAGCUCCAUGCCCACAUUAACGGCAGCAUUAGCCCCAAGACCAUGCACCAGUUGAUGGAUCGGAAAAGAGCCAUGGGCACUCUGAAUGAGGAGCUUGCUGCUUGGCAGGUUCCUGACAGCUUGGAACGUAUUCACGACUUCUUUGCAUUGUUCAAGUACAUCUAUCAACUGACUGAAGAUGAGGAAGCGAUUCGUAUCACAACCCGUAAUAUCAUUGAUGAGUUUGCUGCUGAUGGUGUCAAGUAUCUUGAGUUGAGAACCACCCCACGCAAAAACCAGGCAACAGGAAUGACCAAGGAAUCGUAUUUGUCUACAGUUUUAUCCGUUGUCAAUGAACCGCGUGAUGAUAUCAUUGUACGCUUGAUUGUAUCCAUUGAUCGACGCAACACACUCGAGGAGGCAUUUGAAGCUGUUGACCUGGCAACCAAGUUCCGAUCUCAAAACGUCGUGGGUAUCGAUCUCUGUGGUGAUGUCAGUAAGGGAUCAUUUGAAGCACUCAAGCCUGCAUUCGAUAAAGCCAAGUCCCUUGGUUUCAAGGUCACCUUGCAUUUCAACGAGAUUAUGGAAAACAUGGUGGAAGCGCCUGCACUCUUAGCAUUUGGACCUGAUCGCUUGGGCCAUGCCACGUUCCUUGACGAUGCAUCUCGUCAACACAUCUAUGGCAACAACAUCCCAGUCGAGAUAUGCAUGACAUCCAAUGUGGUGAGCAAAACGGUUGACUCUUAUGAAACCCAUCACGUCAAGGAUCUUCUCAAGGAAAAGCAUCCCUUUGUCCUCUGCACUGAUGAUAAGGGCGUCUUUUUCUCUGAUCUCUCAAACGAAUUUGUGAUAUGCGCAAAUACUUUCAAGAUGAACAAGGAAGAGCUAUUUGAAUCUUCAUACAGAGCCAUCGAUUAUAUUUUCGCUGAUACCAAGACGAAGGAACACCUUAAACAAGUAUGGAACGAAUGGCGCAUGCAAGAGUUUAAUUAG
Messenger RNA from Lichtheimia ornata, 1023 nucleotides. Its product is annotated as adenosine deaminase. The record is from RefSeq and is a predicted model, not a curated record. Gene Ontology annotation, biological process: adenosine catabolic process; inosine biosynthetic process. Gene Ontology annotation, molecular function: adenosine deaminase activity. NCBI's taxonomy places the organism in Eukaryota, Fungi, Mucoromycota, Mucoromycetes, Mucorales, Lichtheimiaceae. The transcript is spliced from 5 exons. Bases 1 to 1023 code for a protein of 340 amino acids.